Notolabrus celidotus (New Zealand spotty) is the source of this 913-nucleotide messenger RNA. Its product is annotated as galectin-related protein-like. The transcript is spliced from 6 exons. Lineage: Eukaryota; Metazoa; Chordata; Actinopteri; Labriformes; Labridae. The coding region runs from base 196 to 735 and encodes 179 amino acids. Gene Ontology annotation, molecular function: carbohydrate binding. The record is from RefSeq and is a predicted model, not a curated record.
GAAGUCGUUGAGGAGUUAGUGAAUCACUUUUAAAAUAAGAGCAGAGCGAGUUCACAUGUUCAGCUCAGCUGCAGACUUUCAGGGUUGAGGCUGUGACGUCAGCAGGGGCUCGGUCGGCAGGAGGCGGUUGGAGCAGAAAAACUGGACCUGCAGCUCAAAGCCCUGAAUCUGUUUCCUCCAGAGAGGAGAGACAACAUGGCUGAAACACAGGGAGGGACAGCAGCGCCGGGCAGGAAGAAAUGGGUUUUCCCGCGGAGAGGCUCUGCAGAUGAACAUAAACUGAGCAUCGUUUCUUCAGACAGAGACCCUCACAGUCUGGCAGUUCCCUUCAGAGGUCACAUCAGCGGUGGGAUGUGUGUGGGGAAGAAGGUGGUGCUGGUGGGUGUUGUAGACCACCAUCCUGACAGGUUCUACGUGGCCCUCACUUGCGGUCGAGGACUAGGCGGGCAGCCCCCGCUUGACGUGGCUCUGGAGCUCUGCGUGAGAUUCAGGGACCAGCAGAUCCUGCGCAGAGCCUGUGAGUCGGGGUCCUGGGGAGACGUGGACAGAACCGUGCCUUUCUUCCCCUUCAUCAAAGGCCAGCCCUUCAAGAUGGAGAUCCACUGUGAGCACGGCCGGUUCCGUGUGUUCCUGGACGGACAGAAGCUGUUUGAUUUCUCCCACAGACUGACGUCCCUGGACCAGAUCGACACCAUGUGGAUCAAAGGAAGUCUCACCAUCUCUAAGCUGGCCUGAAGACUCCAUGAGGAACUUCUGACCUCCUUGAAACCAGGACUUGUUCACAGCGUGGAUGCUCUCUGUGACUCUAAGUGGACCAUGAUCCACUGAAUGAACAUCAUGCUGUGUGAAGGAGAAACUAGAGACUGAGACUCUUUAGUGUUUACUGAGGGAACAGACCAGCUGAGGAGGAGGA